UUGCAGUCCCUUGACUCCUUGCUGUCUGCGCUGGAUUCUGGACAGCCAGUAGACUUGAACAGUCUCCCUCCACCACCAGCAGAUGAACAACCAUCCAGUAAGCUGUUGGUCCCCCAGUCUCCAGUGAGCACAGAGUCUCCAGUCUCCACAGCUCCUCCUCCACCUCCUAAGGACCUCUUAGAGGCCUUGCAGCAGCGGAUGGAAAGAUAUCGCAGUGCAGCAGAGCAGGCAAAAGGGAAGGGUGAUGAUCGCAAGGCACGGAUGCACGAACGUAUUGUGAAGCAAUACCAAGAUGCCAUCCGUAGCCAUAAGUCUGGAAAGCCAGUCAAUGUAGCAGAGCUACCGGUGCCACCAGGGUUUCCUCCAAUCGAGGGAUCAAAUGCUGCACCUGCAGAGCAAAGUUUGGUAGGAGUGUUGGAGACGGCAAUGAGGUUGGCCAAUCAGCAGGAGGGAGAUGGUGAUGAUGAUGAGGAGGAUGAAAAAGGGAAAGCCUCAUCUGUUGCACAGAAGCCAGUACCUCGGCCAGGAACAUUGUCACAACCACAGUCAACAGCGCCCAAGACCUCUCCUUCCAAAAGCCCCAAAUUGUCUGGAAAAGCUGAGCAGCAACUGCAGUUUUUGGAAGGAAGAAAGAAACAGCUUAUGGCAGCUGCCCUCCGUUCUAAACAACACAAAGACAUAGAAGGGGCCAAGAUGUACCUGCGCCAAGCCAAGGGCCUGGACCCAAUGCUGGAGGCGGCACGUGGUGGACUGCCUGUGGAUAUCACCAAGGUACCCCCUGCCCCCAUUAGCGAGGCCGAUUUCAGUCUGGACCCACAGAAGAGAGGUGGUGCCUCAGCCCAGAAUAGUGAGAAGUACAACAAGAUCAUGGAGCAGCUCAAGAAACAGCAUGAGAUGUGUACAACUUCCUCUCAGCAGUUCACACACAUGGGCAACAUUACAGAGACAGCAAAGUAUGAGAAAUUAGCAGAGGAAUGCAUGAAAUAUAUAGAAAUUGUAAAACAGGCACAUGCACGGGGCCUAGCAGUGCCUCACUGUCACUACGAGGAGCGAACUGUCAGCGUUGUCAAGAUCUUCCCGGACCUGACCGCUUCAGACCUUGUGCUGUACAUCUCCAAAGCUGUGAAUUUACCCACACCCGCUGGAUCCUCUCAGAAUGAUAUGGACACCUUUGUUCGGUUUGAAUUUGCCUAUCCUAGUACGGAGGAAGCCCAGCGAGAUAAAACCAAUGUGAUAAAGGGGACCAACUCGCCAGUGUUUAAAGAGAAGUUUAAGCUCCAUAUUAAUCGCAGUCACAGAGGGUUGAAGAGGGCGAUUCAGGCAAAAGGAAUCAAAUUUGAAAUCAUCCAGAAAGGGGGGCUCUUUAAGUCCGAUCGUGUCUUGGGUACAGCGCAUCUAAAACUGGAAACCCUGGAGAACAGC
Messenger RNA from Staurois parvus, 1422 nucleotides. Lineage: Eukaryota; Metazoa; Chordata; Amphibia; Anura; Ranidae. The record is from the annotation of a GenBank genome assembly.